Messenger RNA from Suillus clintonianus, 1845 nucleotides. Its product is annotated as amino acid permease. Lineage: Eukaryota; Fungi; Basidiomycota; Agaricomycetes; Boletales; Suillaceae. The record is from RefSeq and is a predicted model, not a curated record. Gene Ontology annotation, biological process: amino acid transmembrane transport. The transcript has 11 exons. Gene Ontology annotation, cellular component: membrane. Bases 57 to 1685 code for a protein of 542 amino acids. Gene Ontology annotation, molecular function: amino acid transmembrane transporter activity.
AAGCUUAUCUCUUCCCUUUUACCUUCUUUCCUUCUCGCUCGCGAGUGCUCACCACAAUGGGCGCCGAAAAGACAGAUGCUACUGCUUAUCACACAAGCAAAGGCGAAUUCUCUGACGGCUCAGAUCAUGAUACAGAGUCUAUUCAGGGGCCAGCCCACCACACCCUGCAGCGUAAACUCAAGAAUCGUCACAUCGCCAUGAUCAGUAUUGGCGGUGUCAUCGGUACUGGUCUUUUUGUUGGAACAGCGAACUCUCUGUCGUGGGGAGGUCCCGUCGGUCUAUUGCUUGGCUACCUCGUCAUGGGCUCCAUUGUCUAUUCUGUUAUGAUCACUUUGGGAGAAAUGGUUGCUUUCCUGCCCAUACCUGGUGGUCACAUCAAGCUGGCCGAGCGCUUCAUUGACCCUGCGUUCUCGUUUGCCAUGGGUUGGAAUUACUGGUAUAACUGGACCAUUGUCUCACCUGCUGAGCUUUCCGCUGCUGCAUUAUUGAUGAACUUUUGGAAUAAUACUGUCAAUGAUUCAGUAUGGGUCGUCAUGUGUCUUGUCGUCGUUCUCACCAUUAAUAUGCUCGGUGCUGGUGCUUACGGCGAGGCGGAAUUCAUAUUUGCGUCCAUCAAGGUCAUCACAAUCACCGGUCUUAUUAUUCUUGGUAUAGUCAUCGAUUUGGGAGGUGGCCCAGACCAUGACCGCAUUGGAUUCCGCUACUGGAAGAAUCCUGGACCAUUCGUUCAGUAUAACGGCAUCUCAGGUGCUAAAGGCCGAUUCCUUGGCUGGUGGGCCGUUAUGACGCAGGCGGCGUUCUCAUUCAUUGGAACCGAAAUUGUUGCUAUUGCUGCUGGAGAAGCAAAGAAUCCUCGUAAAACCUUGCCCAAGGCCAUCCGUCGAGUAUACAUCCGUAUCUUGCUUUUCUACAUCGGUGGAACAUUCAUCAUCGGUCUUCUUGUACCAUCCAACAACCCAUUACUCAAAUUGAACAGUGGAACUGCCCAGUCCCCUUUCGUCAUUGCUAUCGAAGCAGCAGGAAUUAAAUCUCUACCUUCAAUUAUCAAUGCCUGUUUGUUGACCUCGGCAUGGUCCGCCUCAUCUAGUGACUUGUAUACUUCGUCUCGUGCAAUUUACGGUCUUGCAGCGUCAGGAAAUGCGCCCAAGAUUUUCCUCAAAACCACCCGCAACGGGUUGCCUUACGUUGCUGUUCUCUUCUGCGCCUCUUUCUCGCUCCUCGCCUUCAUGGCUGUGUCCCAGGGUGCGGGCCGGGUGUUUGACUGGUUUUCCAACAUGACAGCCGUCGCUGGUCUUAUGACGUGGUUCGGUAUUUCGGUGACGUACCUCCGCUUCUACAAGGGCAUGAAAGCCCAAGGCAUCGACCGCAAGACACUCCCCUACCACACAAACCUCCAACCAUACGCAGCGUGGUGGGGAGUAGUCUCAACGCUCACCAUCUGUUUCUUCAGCGGAUGGAGCGUCUUCCUCAAAGGAAACUGGAGCACUGCAACUUUCGUCACCAACUACAUCCUUCUCAUUGUCUGGCCGAUCAUGUACGUCGGUGCUCGCAUCUACUACCGCACCAAGCCCGUGGCUCCAGAGGACAUGGACUUCAAGAGCGAUCUAGCUCAAAUCGAGGCUGAUACAUAUGACGAACCUCCACCAAAGAACAAGCUUGAGGCAUUCUGGCGCUGGCUGAUGUAAUUAUACCUCGAGCCCCUUGGAUUAUUGUCAAUUAUAUCACAUGUUUGUAGUAACCCUUCGAUUUGUCCAACAUACCUGGCUGUUUGUUGCAUGUCACUGUCAACUCUACCUAUAUAAUAAUAUCUAGUCAAAUUGAAUAUCGACUUGCAAUUAACCAUCA